Messenger RNA from Dermacentor andersoni, 1206 nucleotides. RefSeq lists its product as uncharacterized. The record is from RefSeq and is a predicted model, not a curated record. Gene Ontology annotation, biological process: activation of innate immune response. Lineage: Eukaryota; Metazoa; Arthropoda; Arachnida; Ixodida; Ixodidae. Gene Ontology annotation, molecular function: RNA binding; double-stranded DNA binding; zinc ion binding.
AGACAAUGGGCUCCGGCGCAGCGACUACGCGCCCAGCAUUGGACGCGGUGAGCGUCGAGCAACGCAGCGUUCGGCGCGGCAACGAAAUGUGCGCCUGAGCAAGCGACGCACGCCAGAGCCUUAGAAACAGCUCGUUUCUAAGGCAACACCGCAUUCACUAGAGGCGCUUUUGUACCGCUUUGAAGCAUCGUACUCGUGGCUCAGUGGGGAGACUCGUUCCGGGCACCGCAGUGAACGGACGUGUUAUCAUGUGCUCCGACGGAGCGGCGUUGGCGGCCGCGAAGGGCCGCGGUAACAGGAAUGCUGUUUUUGAAGACGAGGAUUAUCAGGUGAUUUUGCCGCACUUGCCUACCGGUCGAAUCGUCCUUAAUACUGUUUUUUUACACGCGGACGUCCGUGGAAGACCGUACAAGGUUGAGGAUUUCCGCGACGCUCUGGUUCGUCUGGAACUGCUCCCCGAAGUAGUUGCUUUGGGGGCGUAUCAGAUGAAUGACGUGUGGGCGGUCAUGAUGAAGACGACUGAAGCCACAAAGAAACUGCUUGCUAUCCGAAGCAUCAUUGUCAAAGAACGGCGCUGUAUUGUCGUUGACCCCACCAAUCAAGGCGUGCGCUUGAAGUUACACUGGAUGCUGCCAAACGUGUCAGAUGAAGACAUCAGACAAGCUCUUGCCCCAUACGGAACGGUUACGGACGCGGCGAAAGAACGGUGGCGUGUUCAAGGGAUUUUGGACAAGGGCUCAACGACGCGGUCGGUGACCCUGCAGCUUAAGGCAGGUACUACAGUCGACGAUAUUCCGCACCAACUACGCAUAGCAGGGGAGCUCGUCCUUGCCGUCAUUCCGGGCCGCGCCCCUCUUUGCCUGCGGUGCCAUACAACCGGUCAUAUUCGCCGGGACUGUCGUGUUCCACGCUGCGAGGUCUGCCGCCGCUUCGGCCAUGAACGAUCUCAGUGCGUCAAGACAUACGCCGUCGUCGCAGGACCAACGAGAAGAGAAGAAGAGGUAUCUGAACACCUCAUGGAUGAGGCUGAAGUUGAAGAUAUUUCUCCGGUUAAGAGCGACAAGGUUGGCAACGCGGUCACACAGAAGCAGUCUCUCCACCCCAAAAACUUGUGCCCAGACAAGAAAACCAGCGACGAGACUGAUACUCGGGAAAAGACUGAAAACGGGGCGCCUGAAAAUCAGUUUCGCUACAGAACAGAGUGAA